AGGCUAACUGACGGGCAUAAAUUGCAUUUGGACUUGGGCGUUCUUUUAGUCUCGUGAUAUGAGGAAAUAAAAAGUGCUGGGCAUGGGCAGUUAGUCACGGGUGAUCACGGCACAGCACGGUGUAAAUACAAGUUACAAAAGGUCUUUUAAAGGGAAAAUAAACAUGGACUUUAGAGUUGGCUUCGUUAUUUUGCUCUGCUUAACGGGACUCACCUGUGCGGAUCCAGUCAAGUACAUCGACUGUGGCUCAUCUUCAGGCAAAGUGACCAUUGUGGACAUUAACCCCUGUGCCACUCAGCCUUGCCAGCUACACAAAGGACAGUCAUACAGUGUCAAUGUGACAUUCAACAGUGCUGUGACGAGCAAGACAAGUAAAGCUGUGGUCCAUGGUGUCAUCGCCGGAGUUCCUGUCCCCUUCCCGAUCCCUAUUGAGGACGGCUGUGAGUCUGGAAUCCAGUGUCCCAUCCAGAAGCAGCAGAGCUAUCACUAUGUGAACGCUCUUCCAGUCAAGACUGAGUAUCCUGCGAUAAAGCUGGUAGUGGAGUGGGAACUGAGAGACGACAGUGACAAAGAUUUAUUCUGCAUCAAGUUCCCAGUUCAGAUUGUCGACUAGGUGAUCUGCACGGCUUCGGGGUUUGUUUUUUUUUUUUCUAUUAAGGGAAUAUGACUCGUAAAAAGUAACUGUAAAUGAUUCUACACCUAAGUCCUUGUUUUAUUCACUCAUCAAAUAGAUUUUAAGAUUCACAUCUUUGCCAUGUUUGACUGCACCGCACCCAGUCUGUUUCAAGUUGUGGCCAUGAACAAACAUGCAGUAAACCGUUAUAUUAUAACAACUCUAAUUCAGGAGCUACAUCCCAUUACGGUGCAAAUGUCUUACUGGCUGCUAUGUAGUCUGAAUUUACACAGCAAACAUUUUUUGAUGCUAACACUUUUGUAAUUUCUUACUAACUUUGAUUUCAGACGUGAACGUACAAAUGAAAUAUGAAAAUAAAAACAAUGUCCUUUUGUGAAUAUAACUGAAAUGCCAAUAAAAUGUUAAAUGAC
Dunckerocampus dactyliophorus (ringed pipefish) is the source of this 1044-nucleotide messenger RNA. Its product is annotated as NPC intracellular cholesterol transporter 2-like. Gene Ontology annotation, molecular function: cholesterol binding. The coding region runs from base 164 to 613 and encodes 149 amino acids. Gene Ontology annotation, biological process: cholesterol efflux; intracellular cholesterol transport. Lineage: Eukaryota; Metazoa; Chordata; Actinopteri; Syngnathiformes; Syngnathidae. The transcript is spliced from 5 exons. The record is from RefSeq and is a predicted model, not a curated record.